AUGGCUCCCAAAAAGCCCAAACUUGAUGAUGUGCCGUCGUCAUCUGCUGUGCUCACUCAUCCGCCAGUGACCUACGAGGAUCGCAACAUUCGUGUCGCUGGUACCGACAAGACGACAUACGAGGACGCAGUAGAGAAACUCAAGGCAGCCGGCAAUGGACGUCUUCUGUGCGAGCAUGAAUAUCCUGUCACUUUUUCUGCUCAGAUCAACAAAAACUCUGGCCGCGAUUACUUCUUCAACGAUGGGAAGCCAGCAGUUUUCUUCUUUAUGGGUGAAAUUGCCGGUAUCGAUGAUGGGACCGCACUGGGAACGGCUGGAAAUCAGAAUUUCUCAGAGAAACCCAUUUCAGCUUCAACUUGUGUUCGUCUGCGUCUUCGAAUCGAUAAACCUUCGGAGGCCCCACUUGAAGUCAGCAAUAUGUGGAAGAACAGUUUGGUAACCUUGGACAACAUCGCAUCAUACGAUGAAGAUCAUGAGGAGGAUAUCGACGAGACGUGGGCUGAGCGAGGUUGGCGGGCGGAGUUCCUAUUUGGGCGUAAAGGAGCUCUUCAUGGGCCUGCUGAGCUCAUCACUGUCGUCAGCGAACCAAUUUUUCCUCGUCCAAAUAAGAACUCGCCUACUAGUGGUGCUCGCAAGCGCGUGCGUCAUUCUCGCAAGACAGACACGCAAUCUUCACCUGCUGCAACGGACGAUGUAAAUAUGGAUCCUGAUCAUAUGACGACCCAGCCUGUUGGAGGGUUGUAUCCCAUCUCAACUAUGCCAGACGCCGACCAUUGGAUGCUGCGUGACCUUCCCGACUCUGUCGCUCAGCUCAACAUCCGCAAUCGUGAGGGUGAUCUGGUUCGUCCUUGGGAGUAUGCCGAGUGUCUCAAGCCGGGAACGCUGGUUAUCAUUGCAGCUCGACCAACCUGUUAUGUAUUUGAGGGUGGGAAGUCUGUAAACAAGGUCUACAUGUUUGUCAUGUCGUCGUGCCAGAUCGUGGCAGCGUCGCCAUCUGCCGUUCAAGAUCAUUCGGUUCGCGUUCAGAAGGAUACGAACGGGGCCAAAAGAAUUCGCCGAAACCCAGACAAUAUCUCCGCGAGUAUUGGACAUAAUAGCACACUGUAUACACCAUUCGAUAGAUCUCGUCGAGUACGCUCGAGCCCACUAUGUUGCGGCGCGAACGAUGCUGUCAUUCUGUGUCUCUUUGUCCUCUCCGUCGUCCCUCCACACACAAUGCUCGAUCGAGUUUUGGGGUUCCUUGGAAGGCUUCUCCCCGACGACAUACCUACGUCCGAUGACGCAGAUGAGAGCACAACAGACAAUGAAACACCGGCAGGAUUCGAGAAUCUACCCCUCUUUCAUGCUUCGACGCUUCGCUCAAUCGAAAUUGGCCACGACAACACUGGUAACAUUGCAUACUUCGACAAGCCAAGUGCCCCUUCAUCUUUGCACCUCUCACGCGCAAAAGAAACCACUGUAAAGCGCCAGAAACUCACGAAGGCCGACCGUAGCGCUGUCUUGUCUUCACGGAAAGUUAUCGCAACAUCUUCAGAGAGUGAAGCGAGCGAGGACAGUGUAACAUCUGGAGAAGGAAACCUGCGGCGCCCCUGGAAUCCUCGCCCUGAUGGUCAAUUCACGCGAAAAGUCUCGCGGGCAUGGCCUGCUGAUAUUCCCGGAAGUAGACGCGCUGAGAAGCCCGAGGAUGGAUGGCACUCGGUACGGAAAUGUCUUGGUGUCAUGAAAUGCCAUGGGCGGGACGGACAGUUGAGCAGAGGAUGCCCCGUCUGUCACGGCAAGAUUAUAGAGCAUAAGUGCCGCGUCAAAUGCGAGUCUUGGGUUUACCGCACAGGAGCGAUCUUCAAGCACCAUGGUAUUCAUCAUCACGACAACGCUCCGGCAAUACAUCUCUCCCAACGCGAGGAUCGGAAUUUCCAGCAGAUUGUCCAUGAGCAUCCACGAAUGGGACCUGUCAAGCUUCUGACGGGCCGGCCGGGAAUCAACGGUCCAGGGGAUUCUGUUGCGAAUAUCAGUCCAGUGCUCGACAAUCCGGGGCGAAUCCAAUAUGAGCGCCGGAAGCUGAUCAAGCCGGCGAUUCGUCUCAAUAGCAAAUAUUUCCUACCCGCCCUUGAGAAAUUGCGCCAAGAAAAUCCCGAAUGGACGAUUUCUUAUGAAGGAAGUAACGGUGUUCAACUUGUCAUCCUUCAAUCGAACUGGCAACGUCGCAUGGCAGUCAAGAACAGCAUUUCUACGGAGGCGGUCAAUGGGAUUGUCACGGAUGCAUGCCACGAUUUCAUUUCUAUGGAGGCGGUCAAUGGGAUUGUCACGGAUGCAUGCCACGAUUUCUUCACAGAACGGACGCACCUGCUGUUUCUCAGUUCAACAUUCGAGGCACAAUUCUUGAAAUGUUGGAUUCCCAUUCUUAUCUGUUUUUCGAACGGCGCAUCGGCAGAACAUUAUCGGCUAUUUUUUGCAUUUCUCUUCGCUGCGAUCGUGGCACGGUGCAAAGAGAAGGGUAUCAAGUUCACUGAUGAAUUCCUUGCUAACGUUGUCGACUUCAGUCAAGCUCAAAGCAAGGGUUUUUCCGGAGCUUACGUUGAUCUUCGGCGGAGCCAGGGCUCCAAAUGGACAAACAAGACAGAUUCCGAGCUGGCACAAAUUGGUGGUGCACUCCUGAAAGGAUGUCUGCAGCAUUUCUCAAACCAGAUAACGCGCGUCGCUAAGAUUAGUCAUGUCGUACCUCCUGGACAGCAGGCCCGAUUUCGAGAAUUGGCGCAGCGGAUGCUCCGAGCAAAGGAUCUGGAUCAGCUCCACGCCUUCGGUAACGACCUGAUGACCGCAUUUGAGCAUGCUACUCCAUGGGCGGAAUGGUGGCUGCGAGCCGACCACGCUCGAAUGCUGUUCGCUGCAGCGAGAGAGAUGGAUCCCGCUAUCGCAAUGAGCCUCCCCGAUACCACAAACGCUGCCGAAGCAAUGAACAGCCGUAUAUAUGCGAUGGCGGAGCGGAAGAACCAGUUGAUUCCUGGACUGGCGGCGCUGAUUCGUGUUGGUGACACAUUUGAGCGACGAUACUAUGCUGCGAAAGCGGGAAACAAAAUUUUCUACGGUGCCGAUCCGCAGCACUGGAAGAAAACGAAGGCAGUGUUUGGUUACACAAAGCAUACGCGGCAUCAAAGUAGCAAGAAAACUGUUUCGGAUGGUCGCCCACCGGAUACCAUUGCAACGUUGCAAGCUGCCUCACGCAAGGGUAAAAAGACGGUAGCUGAUCAAUACCAACGGGCCUAUAAGUGGGAUCAACACUCAUGUUCGAUCGAUUCAUCGCUUACCGCAAUUUAUUCGGCACUGAGUCGUGACCCUACAUGGAUUCGACGCCUCCAAGAUGCCCUACCGAUGCCGCACAUAAUACACUCGGUUGCAAUGCUCCUAGAAAAACAGAUCUCCCAGUCCUCACAUACGGCGUACGAGCCCAACGGUUGUGCAGAGUUGACGAGAGGUCGCGACCUUUUGCGGUUACAACUGGUGAAGAUCAAGGCCAUGCGGGGUGUUGGACUUUCGGACAGUAUUUUGCAGAUGAAAUCAAAAAAUGCAAGUCACGCACCGACAUGUCUGGCGAAAAUAGCGCUAUCGCUCUUCCGUGCCCAAGCUGUCAUCGUAAAGAAGUGCCAGGGGGAAUCGCCGACCGCUACUGAGCACUGGGAAGUCACCAAUCCAUUUUGGCGUUCCCCGUUUCGCCUUUCUCGGGAUGAUCAUAAAAGCCAUGGAGGUGAUCUUGAGAAAUGGAUGAGAUGGGUCAUGUUGCCGAAGCAGUGGACUGCCGUCGCUUGCUGGCGACAAGCGGAUGGAGGAUCAGUAUGCGCUGGGCUCGCAUUAUCAAAGGAGUUCAUCAUCGGAAUCCCGAUUGUACUCACCGUCGAACUAGGCGAGGAUGGCCAAUUCUCCUGGAUUAUCCCAUCACAUCUCGCACCGCUGGGCCCGACAUUUGCAACGGCGGGGUUGGGAGUCCGGUAUAGUCUCUGCGCGGUAAUCUUCACAAAUCAUACGGAGAAACGGGGUGAUAACUCACACUUCUUCACCCGAUACCACAUGGCAAACAGCAACGCAAUAUACGACUACGAUGGAAUGAAGCAUGCCGGGCACGCGAUUCGUUUGACCGGCAAGAAACUAGCUCGAUGGAUGACCGGGUUGUCGUCCGAUUUUCAGUCCAUUCCCGAAGGCUACCGCCCAAUGGCCAUUGUUUACCACCUAGAUGGAGGUGAGACCGCGCAAAGGGUGUUCCUAGAACAGCGGGAGAGAACAGCGCCAUGUGGCUUACAACUUGGGCGGUCCUUGUCAACGGAUCGCUUUUGGACUAUCGCACGCCUCGAAGACGCCAAUCACCUCGAGGAACUGACUGUCGAUGAGCGGGGAGUCUGGGCUGGUACACGACAUCGUGCCGAGACCAGGGAGUAUACUCGAGACGUCAACAGCUCGCCUGUGAAGCUAACAAAACGGGAUCAUGAGAAGGGGCUGAAAUCGUUGGCAAACCAUCUGGCAGCACCUUCGAAACGCAUCAUGAUUACUGACACCAGUAGCGAAAGCGACAAACCUAUUGCAGUUCGCAAGGCCCGGCGAAAGAUCACAAAAACGGCAAAGGUGCAGUCAACCCCCGAACGAACGGAGCCUGAAGAUAAGCGUCAGCCUUUUUCUGACCAGCAUCGUGAAACGAGGCUACUCCAACCUAAGAGCUACACAUCGUCAUUGGGGAUCCCUCACGUUCGAAAAACUCGUGAUCUGCGGCCCAAUUUCGCCAAGUCAUCGCAAUCUGACGAUUCUGUCAACGAAUUUUUACUCAAGAGCGCCGCAUUUUCCUCACCAAAGGCCGCACCCAGUCUCUCGGAGGACACAGAUUCCGAAACCCCUUGCAUUUUAAACUGUUGCAGUUGUGGGGAGCUUGGGCUUGACGACACAGAUGACAUGCAUGUCUUCGCAAUGACGCAGACUACAAUCGAGACCAGGACUGGCACGAUCCGAGCUGCGAUUUUGUUUGCAAGCACUGUAUUCGUCCCGUUGAUCUAUUUUACCGAAACGAGAUCGUUCUUCUACCUAAACCGCCAGCGCGAGUCCCAUGGAGUGACAGCUCUGUCAUUUGGUACCCUGCUAGAGUCAGGAACACGUCAAUAA
Mycena indigotica is the source of this 5139-nucleotide messenger RNA. RefSeq lists its product as uncharacterized. Bases 1 to 5139 code for a protein of 1712 amino acids. The record is from RefSeq and is a predicted model, not a curated record. The transcript is spliced from 17 exons. Lineage: Eukaryota; Fungi; Basidiomycota; Agaricomycetes; Agaricales; Mycenaceae.